This is a messenger RNA of Solanum stenotomum, 1886 nucleotides long. Its product is annotated as probable arabinosyltransferase ARAD1. The coding region runs from base 134 to 1570 and encodes 478 amino acids. The transcript has 3 exons. The record is from RefSeq and is a predicted model, not a curated record. NCBI's taxonomy places the organism in Eukaryota, Viridiplantae, Streptophyta, Magnoliopsida, Solanales, Solanaceae. Gene Ontology annotation, molecular function: glycosyltransferase activity.
AACAUAAAUCCAAAUCUUUCCACUAUUGGUAAUAUUUCACAAAAUCUAUGAAAGUUGUGUUGUUAUUGACAAAUUUCCACUAGUAGUAUUACUUUAUCACAGAAGAAUAGAAGUGAAGGGAUUGUCAAAGAAGAUGAUACCAUUGAAGAACACUGCCACCCGUUCAUCCUGCAGCAUCCCAUCUCUCUUCAUCUCCCUUUCUAUACUCUGCAUUCUACCAGUCUCUCUUUUCUUCUUCCGUUCUUCUCCAACCCCACUUUCCCUAAACCCACAAAUCAACCUUCAAACAUCUCCCAAUUUCAUCAAAGUUUACGUACCAAAUCUUCCAAGAUCUCUAAACUAUGGCUUACUGGAAAAUUACUGGGAUUUAGAUUCAGAUUCAAGAAUUGGGAGUGAAGUAGACAAUCAAAUAAGAAAGACCCAUAUAGGAAAAAGUUCCAAGAAUUCCCUUCCUUAUCCAGAAAACCCAAUAAUCAAACAGUACAGUGCUGAGUAUUGGAUCUUGGGGGAUUUGAUGACACCUGAAAAAUUAAAACUUGGAUCUUUUGCGAAAAGGGUGUUUACUGCUGAGGAAGCUGAUGUGAUUUUUGUUCCUUUUUUUGCGACAUUGAGUGCUGAGAUGCAACUGAUUGUGAAUAAGGGUGUGUUCAGGAAGAAAGAGGGAAAUGAGGACUAUCAGAGACAAAGAAUGGUUGUGGAUUAUUUGAAGCAAACUGAGGCUUGGAAACGCUCUGGUGGUCGUGACCAUGUGUUUGUUAUUACUGACCCUGUUGCAAUGUGGCAUGUGAAGGCUGAGGUUGCUCCAGCAAUUCUCCUGGUGGUUGAUUUUGGUGGGUGGUACAAGCUUGACUCAAAAGCAUCUAAUGAGAGCUCAUCUGACAUGAUACACCACACUCAAGUUUCAUUGCUGAAGGAUGUCAUUGUGCCCUAUACCCAUCUACUUCCUCGUUUGCCCUUAUCUGAAAACCAAAAACGAGAAAUCCUUCUUUACUUCAAAGGGGCUAAACAUAGGCAUCGGGGAGGCAUUGUUCGGGAAAAGCUUUGGGACUUGCUAAUAAAUGAACCCAGAGUAGUGAUGGAGGAAGGCUUUCCAAAUGCCACUGGAAAGGAGCAGUCUAUAAAGGGAAUGAGGACUUCAGAGUUCUGCUUGCAUCCUGCAGGGGACACACCAACCUCAUGCCGACUUUUUGAUGCCAUUCAAAGUCUUUGUAUUCCUGUCAUUGUUAGUGACAACAUCGAGCUCCCAUUUGAAGGGAUGGUGGAUUAUUCAAAAUUUGCAGUGUUUGUGUCAGUUAGUGAUGCACUGCAACCAAGUUGGCUCGUGAACCAUCUUAGAAGCUACUCCUAUGAGCAAAAAGAUAGGUUUCGGCAUAAUAUGGCUGUAGUACAGCCCAUUUUUGAGUAUGAAAAUGGUCAAUCAGGUGGUAUUGGUCCUAUAUCUCCAAAUGGUGCUAUAAAUUACAUAUGGAGAAAGGUUCACCAAAAACUGCCCAUGAUUAAAGAAGCUAUCAUCCGUGAGAAGAGGAAACCUCCCGGUGUCUCAGUUCCCCUUCGUUGCCAUUGUACUUGAGUUUUUAGAGUCUUUUUUCCUUUGUCUUGCUUCAAAAGGUAAUAUAUCAUAUCAUACAUGCUUCAUACUACAGGAAGGAACUAGUCUAAAUCACAGUACACUGAGAAAUCAUAGUUUUUCAUCAAGGCUUUGUUUAGUUUGAGCAAUGUGCCUUUCAGAGGAAAGAGGUUGUGGUCCAAAAUUUUAGUGCAAGUAAUUGAGUCUCUUUGUAAACACAAAUUUUUAAGAGAUUUUGAUAAGGUGUGUUAUUCAGUUGUACUUGCCUAUAAUCCUGUUUAUUUGGUAUGUAAGAAAACUCUCCCUCUUUAUUAGAGGA